UGGCUGGGGACUCCCAGCCAAGCCGGCUCCAGAGAGUGAGUGAGGGCAGCCGAACCCGCCCUCUCCUUGCACUGCACCUGGCCAGGAGCAGAGCUGCUGGGCGGAUGGGCAGAGCGGAGUCUCUGGAGGGAACCAUGAGUACCCGGGCACCCUCGGACCUGUGGAGCCGACCCGACGGGGAUGCUGAGCUCCUCCGAGACCUGGGGUGGUACCAUGGCGACCUCACGCGUCACGCGGCAGAGGCCCUGCUCCUGUCCAACGGGCGCGACGGCAGCUACCUCCUGAGGGACAGACACGAGCAGCCGGGCCAGUACUCCCUGUCUGUGAGAGCCAAAGACUCUGUCAAGCACUUCCAUGUUGAAUACACUGGAUAUUCAUAUAAAUUUGGCUUUAAUGAAUACUCAUCUCUAAAGGAUUUUGUCAAGCAUUUUGCAAACCAGCCUUUGAUUGGAAGUGAGACAGGCACCCUGAUGGUGCUCAGACACCCCUACCCCAGGGAUGUGGAGGAGCCUGCCAUCUACGAGUCUGUCCGGGUCCACACGGCUAUGCAGACGGGGAGGACAGAGAGCGACCUCAUGCCUGCCGCACCCUCUCUGGGCACCAAGGAAGGCUACCUCACCAAGCAGGGUGGCCUGGUCAAGACCUGGAAAAUGAGAUGGUUCACUCUGCACAGAAAUGAACUGAAAUACUUCAAAGACCAGAUGUCACCAGAACCAAUUCGGACCCUAGACCUAACAGAAUGUUCUGCUGUCCAAUUUGAUUAUUCACAGGAGAGGGUAAACUGUUUUUGCUUAGUAUUUCCAUUCAGGACGUUUUAUCUCUGUGCGAAGACAGGAGUAGAAGCUGAUGAAUGGAUCAAGAUAUUGCGAUGGAAACUGUCACAAAUACGGAAGCAGCUCAACCAAGGGGAAGGCACCAUCCGAUCUCACUCAUUCGUCUUUUAAUGGAUCUUUCUGCCAAGGAGCACCCUGGCCCGGAAGCAAGGUUGGGUGCUGCCCGACACUGAUCCUUGACAGGCUUAGGUGAAAGCCAAAGACUCUUCCUCAAACAAAUGAAGAGCAGCUACAGACUGGAGCCCAUAUUGUGUGGCUGCUGACCCACAGAAUCCUGCUUCCUUCUACGAUGCCACUGCUGCUGAGAAGCAGCACCCCCACCCCCCCAGGCCUGCUGGCACGGGACACUUGAGGAAAAGAUGGGUGCUUGUUCCCUGCGCGGCAUCCCAGGCCGUGGACAUUGUCGCCCGGGCCCUUCUGAGUCACCUGGUUGGGUCCCCAGCCCCUGGCUGUGUGGUGACCCCAGGGAAAGGAUCUGGAAGGCUCAGGACAGAUGCUCCUCACAGUGCAAACCCAGUAACAAGCAUCACACUCUGGAAGGAGGGGUCGUCGUUUUGCUCUUCUCUUUAUACAAAAGCCAAAAAGAGUUUCUAAAACUAAAAUGGAAAAAUGUUUUCCAUAAUUAUUUUCUCUUUUCAAAAGUCUUAGAAAUUCAGUGUGUCCUUCACUUCUAAUAAAACUAUCACUGAAUGUCUGAUGGGCCCUUGGGCAAGACAAAGAGAGAUGAAGGUGCAAUCUUUAAAACAUCUCAUCUAACCAUUUUGGGGGAAAUGUCUGAAAGAGAAAACAUAACUUGAAGAAGGGUAAUUACAAGUAACUUGUAGUUUAAUGAUAACUGCAACUAUUACUGUUUAGCUAUAAUAAUCACAGGGCAUCUGUAAGCACUAAGCUACCUGUAGCCAACAUUUCUCCAAAUGGCCUGAAGGAAACUUCUCUGAGUGUGUGGUAGCAAUCCUGCCCCCAGAGUGAACUGUGCAGGUUUCACCCUGCACCUUAUUAAUGAACAGCUUAUAUUGCCACUCGGAGUAACACUAAAUCCUCACGAUGUAUGGAAGAAAAUGUCACAGCGCGGUUUCACACUGGAAUAAGAGGAAUGAAAUGGUAACGAGAUACAGGUGUCCAGAUUACAUCAACGGGUUCUGGCUUCCUCUGUUAUCUUUAUUAAUACUGCUCACUGAGACAGAUGCUUGAAGGGCAACAAAAAUAGACAAAGAACCAGAAAAUAAGCUUAUGGUGCAAAGCUGCAGCGCUGCUCUUGUGGUUCCGAGGGGUAUCUUGUUACGUGAGUCCUUGUUGGUUAGACAUCUGAGCAGAGACUGCAGUACGCUUAAUGAACUGUGCUGUCUGUCCCACUCAGGGUCAGGACAGUCUCGAGGGAAAAUGCACUGCUGCAGGCUUGCGGAGUCAGAAGUCACCACUCUGCCCUCACUGAGGUGUGCGGUUUUGUUUUCUUAGAAACAAAGGUGUUUCUCUGCAUACAUAAUAUUGAUUUAACUUUCUGUAAAACGUGUUUAUUUAUAGUCUUUGGUUUUGUUUAUUAAAAAACAUGACUUUGC
Molecule: messenger RNA, 2389 nt
Organism: Heterocephalus glaber (naked mole-rat)
Lineage: Eukaryota; Metazoa; Chordata; Mammalia; Rodentia; Bathyergidae
Gene: Dapp1
Product: dual adaptor of phosphotyrosine and 3-phosphoinositides 1
Source: RefSeq, a predicted model, not a curated record